CAGAAGCCCCUGUCUUGGCUAAGAAUACUUUCUGCUCUCCCUAUCCCCACAUCCUCUUUCAGUUACCCAUCACCUCGCUCCUUCUGAGCAAUACGGUUCUGAUGUCAAAGCCAGCACAGUAAACAGCUUCUGCUGUCCCUGAGAACUGUUGCUGCUGCAAAUGAUGCUUCCACUGCUACAGCUGGUACCUACUAGGCUGCUCAACUCCUCUUGCUCCUUGGAGAAGACACUGCAGUGCAGCUGUUCCUUCCAUGGGAUCCCCACACCCUCUGUGCAGUGGUGGAUGGGAGGAGUCCCUGUGGGUCUGGAUGGCAUUGAUGGCAGCCUCCAAGUGACUUCCACCAUGCUUGGCCCCUGGGCUAACAGCACCAUCAGCCUAACUGAAGAGCCAGAAAUGGGCAUGAGACUUCUCUGUGAGGGAAAGAAUCAAAACGGAACCCACGCUUUGAGCAUUCUACUGAUGUCAAGAAAGAGUUCUUUGACUUCCCAGGCCUUCAUGAAAGGGCUGAUCCAGGGUGCUAUCUAUGCAGGAAUUGUAAUUGCGCUGCUCUUCCUCUGCCUCCUCCCUCUCAUAGUGAAACAUAUCAGAAAGAAGCAGGCAAAGAAAACUGCAGCAAUCAAAGCAAAAAAGAGCUCUAAAGUCAGAGCAAGCCAAGAACUCAAGACGUCUCUGAAGCCUGAGGAACCAGGAAAACCCAUAGUCGCCACGUUUUCUGAAAGCCGAAUAUUGGAAAAGCAAGAUAAACGAGCCAGCUAAGCCUGUGGAAUGUGCAUCAGACAUGGAGUCACCAUUAUCCCUGGAAUUACAAAAGCCUGCAAAAUGUAUAGAGCCCAUAGAAACCAUGGAGGUGAUAAUAAACCUGGAGCCCCCUGGACUCUCCUCAGCUCACAAAGCCCUCUCAGUUCCCACAUAUCCCUCACACUCAUUCUCCAUUGAAUAGGAGGGGUUACUCUUAGACCUAGUCUUAGAACCUCUGAAGGCAAACUUCAUAAUUUGUUGUUUGGCUAAACCAGAAGAAAUCUGCUCCACCCUGGGAAGGUGUCAAAAGAAGGAAAAAUACAUGUGGCAGUAU
Sapajus apella (tufted capuchin) is the source of this 1073-nucleotide messenger RNA. It is a transcript of the gene SIGLECL1, whose product is annotated as SIGLEC family like 1. The transcript is spliced from 5 exons. The record is from RefSeq and is a predicted model, not a curated record. Gene Ontology annotation, biological process: cell adhesion. Bases 161 to 757 code for a protein of 198 amino acids. NCBI's taxonomy places the organism in Eukaryota, Metazoa, Chordata, Mammalia, Primates, Cebidae. Gene Ontology annotation, molecular function: sialic acid binding. Gene Ontology annotation, cellular component: plasma membrane.